UUAGAAGGCAGGGAAAAUAAUUUAUUCCUGGACAGAUGUGAGCCCGGAAGCCUAUAACUGUGAACAUUCAGAGGGGAUUUUGCUUAAAAGGGUGCGAUCAGCUGUUUUCUUCCUUCAGAAACUGGGUCGUGCUACACUUUCUGUGUCAGAUGAAUGGAUUAAUACCCCAGCUGUUUCAGCUUUCACUUUUACUCUCUGGUAUAGGCUCAUUUAGCUAUAACUCUACUAUGUUCUCCACUGAAUCAACCACCGACUACUAUGACUAUACCUAUGACUAUCCAGAAGAAGGCUUUGGAAUAUGCGUUUAUGAGAAAUAUGGUGCUUACUUUCUCCCACCCCUCUAUUCCAUUUUCUUCCUCCUUGGUCUCCUUGGAAACUCUUUGGUGAUCUGGGUAAUUGUCUCAGGAGUGAGACUCCGCAGCAUGACUGAUGUAUGUCUGCUAAACCUGGCCGUUGCUGACCUUCUCAUGGUGAGCUCUCUUCCUUUCCUCGCCCACCAAGCCAGAGACCAGUGGCUUUUUGGAGAUGCUAUGUGCAAAAUGGUCCUUGGUAUCUACCACAUAGCCUUUUACUGCGGGAUCUUUUUUAUCUGUCUGAUGAGCGUCGACCGUUACUUGGCCAUAGUGCAUGCAGUUUAUGCCCUGAAAGCACGGACACGCACCUUCGGUAUUGCAGCAGCGGCCGUCACAUGGGUGGCUGGCUUUUUGGCCUCUUUUCCUGACCUGAUCUUCCUCAGAGAGCAAAAAAGUGUCAACAGCUCUCAUUACUGCUCCCCUGAGUAUCCCAUUAAGUCAAUCAAUGACGGAACCCUCAGCCCUCAUUUCUGGAGAGUGUUUAGUCUCUUUAAAAUGAACGUUUUGGGUCUGUUUCUCCCAGUUUUCAUCCUGAGCUUCUGCUACUCUCAGAUCAUUUGGAGAUUGCUGUCAACUCAUACCUCUAAGAGGCAGGCCAUCCGUCUGGUAGUUGUCGUGGUGGCUGUUUUCUUCUUCUGCUGGGUUCCUUACAAUGUGGCAUCCUUCUUCAAAGCCCUGGAACUUAUGAACAUCUACACCGCAUGCAAAAGCAGUAAGGUCAUCAGGCUGGCUUUACAGAUUACUGAAGCCAUCGCAUACUCCCACAGCUGCCUGAACCCCAUUCUGUACGUAUUUGUUGGGGAGAAGUUCAGGAGACACCUUGUGAGGCUGAUAAACAGAGCUCCGUGCAGUCUGUGCCAGGUGAUCAAGUUGUACCUUCCUCAGGACAGAGCGACCUCAGUGUACUCACAAACUACCAGCGUGGAUGAAAGAAACACUGGGGUGUAAUCUGGAAGUCUGAACUCAUACUGUUGCUUAUACCGAUACCGACAGACUGUUUAUAUCAAGUCAUAUAAGUUUUUCCUAAUUUCCAGGUAAUUUCAGGUAUGCUUUAUUUGUUGCAUGUAUGUAAGCCUUUAGACUUUGCUGAAUGUAACACUUUCCAAUGCACAAUUAUGUAACAAUUUACCAAAUACCUUAAAUGUUUUUUCUUAUACUGUAUAUAUAAAUUCUUUAUAUAAGUGUGUGUCAGUAAUUCAGAAUUUCUUAGGAAUGCUAUUUUGAUUCUGUUAAACUCCCAAAAUUAAAUUCAUUAUUAUAUCACUUAUUACAUAAUGUUUAUGAUAAUGGCUUCCAUCUAAUAGAAAAUUUAUUAAGAAGAAUAUAAUUUAACAUACAAAUGAAAAAGGUUUACUAGAAGAAAGUAAGUCCAUAUAAGGGUCUGUGUAGGGGGAUAGCAUUUUUAUGUUUUAGAAUCUCAGUUUCCCAUGGCAUGUUUUUGUUGCAUG
Cyprinodon tularosa is the source of this 1801-nucleotide messenger RNA. RefSeq names its product cabz01093075.1 (gene ccr8.2). The transcript has 2 exons. Gene Ontology annotation, cellular component: membrane. Gene Ontology annotation, molecular function: chemokine receptor activity. The record is from RefSeq and is a predicted model, not a curated record. Gene Ontology annotation, biological process: immune response; G protein-coupled receptor signaling pathway; chemotaxis. NCBI's taxonomy places the organism in Eukaryota, Metazoa, Chordata, Actinopteri, Cyprinodontiformes, Cyprinodontidae. The coding region runs from base 150 to 1301 and encodes 383 amino acids.